AAAAGGUAAGCAGACAACAUCCGCCUUACUUCAUCCCAUUGAAAGGCAAAAAUGGCAACAGAGCAAGCUUCUGCUUCCAUCCAAGUGGGGUUCGUUGGCCUGGGUGCCAUGGGUAGUGCCAUGGCACCCUGCCUCGCACGCUUCCUUAGCACAAAAGGUCAAGUACUCUACGUGUACAACCGCGAUCCUUCGAAGACGGAAUCCUUGCUAUCGGGCCCAGAAUCUGCGAACUUCCGCGCAGCCAGCGGGCUAGAGGACAUUGCAAAGAACUGCAACGUCAUCUUUACAAUGCUAGCUCAUGAUGCAGCGGUGAAGGACGUCAUGGGCAAGGUCGUGGAGUUCUUGAAGUCGGCAAAUGCUGCCGAUGAUGGGCAUCAGCAGCAGCCGCGCGUUUUCGUAGACUGCAGCACGGUCAGCCCGGACACUACCCGGGAGAUGAGCGCCGCUGCUGAGGCCGCGGGGGCGCUGUACAUUGCUUGCCCUGUGCUUGGAAGGCCCGAUGCCGCUGCCGCCGCGAAGCUGCUGCUCUUCUGCGCAGGACCCUCCGCCGCCAAGGAGGUCGCAAUGCCGUACAUCAGUUCCCUGGGUCGCAAGGUGUUGGAUCUGAGCGAUGAGGCCCCCAAGGCCAACAUCAUGAAGCUGCUUGCCAACUUCCAUCUGGUGUCGCUCAUUGAGCUGCUGGCGGAGGGAAUGACACUGGCGGAGAAGAACGGCAUCUCACGCGACCUCUACUCCUCCUUCAUCUCGGAGAUGCUGCCCGCCCCCAUCGUGACCGGCUACUGCGGCCGCAUGGCGGCGGAUGCCUUCCAGGCGGGUCAGGGCUUCACGGUCACGUUGGGACUCAAGGAUGUCAACCUGAUGCGCCAGCUGGCUGAGCGCAGCGAGGCGCCCCUGCCCCUGGCUGACGUGGCGUUCAACCACCUUCUGGCCGCCAAGGCCGGGGGGCUGGCGGACAAGGACUGGUCGGCACUGGCACUGGCGGUGCGGGAGGCAGCGGGGAUGAAGCAGCAGUAGGAGUGAGGGGGAGGAAAGCAGACGUUGGUCGAGCUGUCUAAAUCGACAGUUUCGAAGACAAGGGGUUGAGCCUGGCUUGGCUAAUGGUAGGACCACGUGCCGAUUCUUAAGCUGUGUUACAAAGUAUGUAAUUUUGUUCGCUGCCAUGGGACGUAAUUUUUAAUGUGCUUUGGGGGUCAAAGAUCAGGGUAAAGAAGCUGUUAUAGGGUGGCUGUUUUGUGGAUGAAUGCUGUCCAAUAAAUGGCGAACGUCACUGCGUCGCGUGGAUAGGCAUCUCGAUGCGAAUUCGAUACAAUCGCUUACUGAUACACACUAGACCCAUGAUAAGGCCAACAUGUUCGUGCUGGAAACCUAAACCUCCGGGACAGCUUUCUAGUGGCGUUCAAGUGAGCAUUGACAGGGUUAUUGGUUUGCUGGAUAGGCCAGGUGUUCACAUCACUUGCUACACGCAUGUGCGUGGCGUAGCCGAGUUUUACAUAAUGUCACCAGCCGGCGUAAGGAAGUGCCACGCAAGUGUAUGUUCUUGUCAUACACCAUCUCGUUUGCCCCUUCAUCCAAGGGCACAACAAUGUAUGGUGGGGCUUUGCACGAUCAACCUUGAGCAAGGCCUUACCCAAGGAAUUGAGGUUGUAGUAUUGGGAACCCUGGUACGUCAU
Messenger RNA from Astrephomene gubernaculifera, 1670 nucleotides. The record is from the annotation of a GenBank genome assembly. NCBI's taxonomy places the organism in Eukaryota, Viridiplantae, Chlorophyta, Chlorophyceae, Chlamydomonadales, Astrephomenaceae.